AUACUUCCAUUAAAUAAGCAUAUGAUCCUUUAGAAGAUCGACAAGCUCUGCCUCAUUGGAAUCAUCUUGACACGCAUGGUCCAUUCUAUUUUACGGCCUACGGUGACAUAGACUAAUAACUUGUUGGAAGUAUUUGGCCCAUGAUGGAUUCUAGACACCCAUUAUCUAAGAGCCCUUCCAUUUCAAUCUCAGAACAUGAGUGGGAGGUGGAGGAGCUAUCCCGUGAUAGUGCUCAGGCAACUAUUGAGCGCCGUUUUCAAGAGAUGCCGGAGCGCACCGAAUACCCUGUCAUUGAUAUGACUCAAGAUCCUGACGAAUUCGAGCAAAAGGAGCGCGAAAACGAAGACUUGCUAGAACCAGCGGUUGCCAACGUCAUAGAAGUCAUCGACCUAACGACGUCGACGUCGGGGCGAAGACCACGUAAUGUAGUAAAUCCUCCAAGGCGCAACCCAUCUAUAACCCUACCGAAUCAAUGGGUAAAUACUUAUGACUUCAACGGUGUAGAACUCAAACCUGGAACGACGGUUGAGAUUACACCACUUCCGCGACUCUAUCAGGCUUCAUUCCUAAUGAUUCAGCUCAUCGUCCCCACCGAAUCUGGCGUAAUUCUCCGAGGUCUCCCGCUCACGCGCACGAAGAACCUACGAGGUAAGCUACCACGGCUUCGUAAUGAACUCGUUUUCAUUCUCGAGAUCGACCAGGACGACCCACGGCCCGAGGAAAAUCAGACCGCGGUAGAAGUUCCGCUAGCUGGUGUCCUCAAGACUCGAAUCUGCCAUAUAACCAAUAAAAAUUUCCCAGAGCACCGAUUUCCAACAGGGAUCUACAAGGAUGUCAUUGAUAUUGAAGAGAACGCGGUCCUCAUAUGUCGCUGGAAAUAUAAGCUUAUAUACGCAAACGCCGCUAGGCGUGUUGGUAACAAGCCACCCACGGAGUUAGUGGUGGCACGGGUCAUACAGAGAGAAGUCAUAAAGGACAAAUUUCGGACGGAUGAUUUAUGUCUUAUGAACGUUUGGAGAGGUGGAAACGUUCGAGGUGGCUCGUACAUACCCGACGAACCAGGAAGCUCACGGUUAACAGUAGAUCUGGAUGAAUCAAGUACCCAAGGUGACGCAUCGCAGCCCGCUUGGGUCCCGAAGAAGCCUGGGCAGCAAUUUACUUUUGCUGACAUGUUUUGUGGCGCUGGAGGGGCAUCUUUAGGGGCGAGAGAGGCGGGCUUCCGCGUCAAGCUGAGCUGCGACAAUGCAGCGGGGGCCUGUAAUACCUAUCGACUGAAUUUCCCCGAGGCAGAUUUACACCAGGAAGAUAUGUAUGACUUCAUCAUAUCGAUGCGAGACUCUACCAUUCGUGUAGACAUACUUCAUCUCUCCCCACCAUGCCAGUAUUGGUCUCCUGCGCAUACUACUCCUGGUACUAACGACGACGCAAACAUCGCAAUUUUAUUCGCUUGCCACGAGCUGGUCAAGAUUCUUCGGCCCCGAAUUUUUACUUUGGAACAGACGUUCGGCAUCCUGCAUCCCAGGUUCGAAUACUAUUUCAACGCUUUGAUCUAUGGAUUUACUCAGCAUGGGUAUUCCGUGCGUUGGAAGAUAGCCAACUUACUAAUUUGGGGAACGCCAUCUCAGCGACAGCGCUUGGUCAUGAUUGGUUCUUGUCCUGGUGAAGAAUUACCGCCGUACCCAGCUGCGACCCAUUCCAAGGAUCCCUCCUGGGGAGACGGGACGAAACGAUAUAGAACUGCCUGGAGUGUGCUGCGAAGGAUCCCACGCGACACCCAUACACACGACGAGCUUCAUCAGCCCAGGUCAAUGAAGCGGCUACGUUUCCCGCCUUGGAACCCUGAAGUACCACUUGCUCGCACUAUCACUUGCGGGGGUGGCGUUGGUAACUAUCACUUUAGUGGCAAGAGAGCUUUUACAGUCCGGGAAUUUGCAAUGCUACAGAGCUUUCCUGUGGAUUACCAAUUCCAACGACCUGAACAGAAGAGGCAAGUCGGUAAUGCAUUCCCACCUGUUGUGGUCAAAACGCUCUAUAAGCAUCUUCGAAGAUGGUUAGAGCGAAAGGACCUCGUGCAUGCAGAUUCGAAUGAGCUUUCCGCGCCCGAAUCCGAGGGCGAGGAAGGAAAUAAUAAUGAACCCGACUGGCAACAUGACUUCCAAGCUGAUGACGAUAGUGAUGUGGAGUGCCUCGGGGAAUGGGAGGUUGAUAAGAACUUUGGUGAGGUAGAAUUUCUAGGUGCGCGAGGUAUCAAUAGGAACAGUAGUGACAUAGAACUCUUAGGAGGACGAAGAAUUCGUCAACACUCUAGUAUAGUUACGAUUCAUAAUUCGGAUUCAGAAGACGGUAUGGAUAUUGAUAUUACGAGCCAGGGAAUUCGCAGUCCAGAUAUCUGUAUCGAUGCCAAUCAAUCGAAAGGCAGCGACUUUAGUCGUCCCAUUUUGCUCGAUUGAGGAAGACAGCAUCAUUCGCCUUUGUGUAUUGAGCUUGUUUAGGAAGGGCUGUAGGGUUGAAUGAGACUGUAAUGUCAGCAUUUCCAGAUAUGGGAAUUGCUGAGGUCUUAGAGCCGGCUGAACUCAUUCGAGGGGGUGAUGGGCUUAAAAUUAAUCAAUGUAAUUUUAGAGAUAAACGGUAUGAUCACGAGGUGUAUUCGCCUCAAUAUUCCACCAACAGGCAUCAGACCAGG
Molecule: messenger RNA, 2683 nt
Organism: Hypoxylon trugodes
Lineage: Eukaryota; Fungi; Ascomycota; Sordariomycetes; Xylariales; Hypoxylaceae
Product: S-adenosyl-L-methionine-dependent methyltransferase
Exons: 1
Coding region: 141-2450 (769 amino acids)
Cellular component (GO): nucleus
Molecular function (GO): methyltransferase activity
Source: RefSeq, a predicted model, not a curated record